This is a messenger RNA of Dromiciops gliroides (monito del monte), 981 nucleotides long. Its product is annotated as beta-1,4-galactosyltransferase 7-like. NCBI's taxonomy places the organism in Eukaryota, Metazoa, Chordata, Mammalia, Microbiotheria, Microbiotheriidae. The transcript has 2 exons. The record is from RefSeq and is a predicted model, not a curated record. Gene Ontology annotation, molecular function: xylosylprotein 4-beta-galactosyltransferase activity. Gene Ontology annotation, biological process: carbohydrate metabolic process; proteoglycan biosynthetic process.
AUGUUCCCCUCCCGGAGGAAGGCGACCCAACUCCCCUGGGGAGACUGCAGGGCAUUGGGGGUUGAAUGGUCUUUCCUGCCUCGGAAGUACAGCGUGUUCCAGCUCUUCUUUGCAUGCCUGUUCCUGGCCUUCCUCUCCUUGCUCUGGCUGCAGCUCAGUUGCUCAGGUGACAUGAACCAGGUAGGGCAGGGGCAGGGGCAGCUUGUCAGCCCUCCAAAGGCCUGCCCCCUGGAGCCUCCAGUCUCUUUGGAGGAGGAGCCUUCCUGGGGGCCCCACCGCCUGGCAGUGCUGGUGCCAUUCCGUGAGUGCUUUGAGGAGCUCCUGGUCUUUGUGCCCCACAUGCACCACUUCCUGCACAAGAAGAAGAUCCGCCACCACAUCUAUGUGCUCAACCAAGUGGAUCACUUCAGGUUUAACCGGGCAGCGCUGAUCAAUGUGGGCUUCCUGGAGAGUGGCAACAGCACUGACUACAUAGCCAUGCAUGAUGUGGACCUGCUGCUCCUCAAUGAGGAGCUGAACUACAGCUUUCCUGGGAGAGGGCCCUUCCAUGUGGCCUACCCAGAGCUGCAUCCCCUCUAUCACUACAAGACCUAUGUGGGUGGCAUUCUGCUUCUCACCAAGCAGCAUUACUAGUCGUGCAAGGGGAUGUCCAAUCGCUUCUGGGGCUGGGGCCAGGAAGAUGACGAGUUUUACCGGCGCAUUCAAAGAGCCGGUCUCCAGAUUUUCUGUCCCUCAGGAAUCAAAACUGGUUAUAAAACAUUCCAUCACCUACCUGACCCUGCCUGGCGGAAGAGAGACCAGAAACACAUUGCAGCUCAAAAGCAGGAACAGUUCAAGCUGGACCGGGAAGAGGGGCUGAACAGCGUGCGGUACCAUAUCGAUUCUCGUACCCUGGUGUCAGUAGCCGGAGCACCCUGCACAGUUCUCAACAUUGCUCUGGAGUGUGAUGCAGCUGAUACACCCUGGUGUGCAUUUGACUGA